Molecule: messenger RNA, 1221 nt
Organism: Brassicogethes aeneus
Lineage: Eukaryota; Metazoa; Arthropoda; Insecta; Coleoptera; Nitidulidae
Source: the annotation of a GenBank genome assembly
ACUAUUUGACUUUAAUUCGUUUAAAUUUAAAUGUCGCUCCAAAAAAUGCAACGGUCGCUGAUUUUUCUUUUAUUAUUUCAAAUAGUUUAUUGUUCGCGAUUAAUGCACUACGAUAAAUACAGACUUUAUAGACUGACACCAAGAACAUUAUCGGCUGUGAGAGAAUUAAGACAAUUCGAGAAUAAAGGUGCGGAGAUCCAGUUUUGGACCAAUGUAAGAGAAAUUAAUGUGCCAGUGGACGUUUUGAUUCCGCAUUACGAUGCGCAGAAAAUUGAAAAGUUUAUCAGGAGCUACGAAGUGGAUGCGGUGCUGUUAAAUCACGAUAUCCAAGAAAAUAUUAACGAGGAGAAUGUUGGUAGUGAUCCUCUCGGAUUUGGAUGGACCAAAUAUUACAAUCUUGAAGAAAUUUACAAAUGGAUGAAAAAUUUACCAAAUGAAAACCCCGAAACUGUAAAAUUGUUUAAUAUUGGCGAAACAUACGAAAAACGAAACAUUUUUGGAGUACACAUAUCAAAAAACCACAGCGCAGGAAACAAAGCAAUUGUUAUAGAAGCAAACUCGAAUGCUAGAGAAUGGAUUACUUCAGCUGUUACAACCUACAUUUGCAAUGCAUUAUUAAAAAGUCCAGAAAAACAUUUAAGGAGUUUUGCUGAAAGUUAUGAUUGGUAUAUUUUGCCCAUUGCUAAUCCAGAUGGCUUUGCUUAUACGAAAACAAUAGCACGGCUAUGGAGAAAAACCCGCACGCCUCAUUCUCUCAUGUGCUACGGUACCGAUUUUAAUAAAAAUUGGAAUCCUGAAUUUUCAGCGAGUAAUCCAUGUUCUGAAAGUUAUCAAGGGCCUUCGUCCCUUUCAGAUAAUUCCGUAAAAAACCUCGCACAAUUUAUUUCAACACUUAGAGGCAGACUUGCUGGCUAUAUAGCAAUUAACUCUAAUGCUCAGAUGACGACAGAGAAAUAUAAAAAAACGAAGAAAGCAAGUCAAUUUUCAGCGACUGUAUCGUUUGGAAACAAAUACAAGGAAGGAAAUAUAUUAAUUGGAAUAGACAAUGAGAGCCAGGGAAGUUCUUCCUGGGUCAGAAAUAAUUUUGGCAAUGUGAUAUCAACAAUUAUACAAAUCCGUGAUAUUGGUAGAUAUGGUUUUCUUAUACCGUCUAGUCAGAUUAUACCUGUCGGAGAAAAAGUACUGGAUAUUAUUAGACAUUUAUUUUAAUAGAUUUUAUUG